AUUAACAUAGGCGGUUUAAAAAUUUCUUUCAAUUAUGCCAUAACUGCAAAUAUUUUUUUUUAUUUCCUUACAAUGUAGUGAAUGAAAUUUGAUUGGUAAAUCCCAUUUAUUUUAAAUAUUAGUGUAUUUUAUUUAUAAUGUCUAAACCUGUAAAAGUAGACUUUGUACCAAGAGUAACACAGCUAGAUGCUCAUCAAUUUGAUACAGAAAUAAGACGCAUCUUUAGAAAUUUAUUAUCGUCUGCCGUUCUUAAUAUUUCUCCCGGUACUUUAAGCAAAUAUGAACCAGAAAUUGAUUUUAUACUGAACACACUAUUGUGGAAAUACUCUAUUAAAAAAAGUAACGCCUUAUUCGGCCAACAAUUAUUUUCUAUUCAAUAUGAUGAUGUAUCUUUGACCGACAAUAAAUUAUUGUUGCACUAUAUAAUUAGUGUAUUUUUGAAAUAUGUUCAAACAAAAUUAUUGUACAACUAUGCAUCAAACGAGUUUGUUCAAAAUAGCAUAACUAAUAUCGAUAUAGCUUUAUCAGUAGCCAAGUUAAUAAAUUUUUGGAGAUUUCUAAAAACUGGAAGAAGUCCAAGUAUUCUAGAAUAUAUUUUGGGUUUAAGACAUGUGUCCAUGGUCGGUAAUAAAAUAAGAAGUAUUGGAUAUUCUCAUAUGACAAGGGAACUUAUUUGGGCAGCCUUUGUUGAACUUAUAAUGUUUGUGGCUCCCUUUGUCAACUAUUACAGUAUACGGAGAAAAGUUUUACAAUAUCUACCAUUUAUAAAAAAGAAAACAGUAAAAUCAAAUGAUAAAUUAAAAUAUGACACAACAACCUUUUGUCCUAUUUGCAAUGAGAGAAUAAAACAUCCACAUCACAUGGGCUGUUCACACGUAUUUUGUUACUACUGCUUACAGAGCAAUUUAAUGGCAGAUCCUGAUUUCCAGUGCUGUUUAUGUGACCACAAUGGUCCUAUCCAAAGGGUCAUAAUGUCCUGUUAAUAUAAUUAC
This is a messenger RNA of Ctenocephalides felis (cat flea), 992 nucleotides long. RefSeq names its product peroxisome biogenesis factor 2 (gene Pex2). Gene Ontology annotation, cellular component: peroxisomal membrane. Lineage: Eukaryota; Metazoa; Arthropoda; Insecta; Siphonaptera; Pulicidae. The record is from RefSeq and is a predicted model, not a curated record. The transcript has 5 exons. Gene Ontology annotation, biological process: protein import into peroxisome matrix. The coding region runs from base 138 to 983 and encodes 281 amino acids. Gene Ontology annotation, molecular function: zinc ion binding.